Molecule: messenger RNA, 1930 nt
Organism: Oryzias melastigma (Indian medaka)
Lineage: Eukaryota; Metazoa; Chordata; Actinopteri; Beloniformes; Adrianichthyidae
Gene: purbb
Product: purine-rich element binding protein Bb
Exons: 1
Coding region: 221-1123 (300 amino acids)
Biological process (GO): regulation of transcription by RNA polymerase II
Cellular component (GO): nucleus
Molecular function (GO): DNA-binding transcription factor activity, RNA polymerase II-specific; purine-rich negative regulatory element binding; RNA polymerase II transcription regulatory region sequence-specific DNA binding
Source: RefSeq, a predicted model, not a curated record
AUUAAAAAUACGCAACGGAUCUGGGUGUGAGCCAAUGGAUGAGGAGAGAUUUUAUCAGUGGGCGUGGUUGCAAAAGCCAACGAGCCAAUGAGGAGGCCGUAACUGUGUGAGUGUGUGGAAAAGGCAAACGCGCCGGCCAAUCACGAGGCUCCCUGAAGGGCACCGUCUCCGCGUGAGCGCGAGCUGGCCGCGCGGGCAGGGAGAGGGGGGCACAAGCCGAAUGGUGGAGCUGAAGAUGGCGGAUGGCGACAGCGGGAGUGAGCGCGGAGGAAGCAGCGGCGGCGGCGGCUUCCAGCACCUCCAGCGGGACCAGGAGACGCAGGAGCUGGCGUCCAAGCGCCUGGACAUCCAGAACAAGCGCUUCUACCUGGACGUGAAGCAGAACAGCAAAGGCCGGUUCAUCAAGAUCGCCGAGGUCGGGGCCGGGGGCUCCAAAAGUCGCUUGACCCUCUCGCUGUCCGUGGCGGCGGAGUUCCGGGACUACCUCGGGGAUUUUAUCGAGCACUACGCCCAGUUGGGGCCUAGCAGCCCGGAGCAGAUCGCCCAGGCCACCGCGGGGGAGGACGGCGGGCCGCGGCGGGCUCUGAAGAGCGAGUUUCUGGUCCGGGAGAACCGCAAGUACUACCUGGACUUGAAGGAGAACCAGCGGGGGAGGUUCCUGCGGAUCCGGCAGACGGCCAACCGCGGGCCGGGCUUCGGGGUCGGCGGCCCGAUGGGCGGCAUGCUGUCCGGCCAGACCAUCGCGCUGCCGGCGCAGGGCUUGAUAGAGUUCAGAGACGCCCUGGCGAAGCUCAUAGACGACUACGGGGGGGACGACGACGAGCUGACGGGGGGCUCCGGCGCGGGCGGCCCCGCGGAGCUGCCGGAGGGCACCUCCAUCACCGUGGACUCCAAGCGCUUCUUCUUCGACGUGGGCUCCAACAAAUACGGCGUGUUCCUGCGGGUGAGCGAGGUGAAGCCCAGCUACCGGAACUCCAUCACCAUCCCCUUCAAAGCCUGGAGCAAGUUCGGGGGCGCCUUCUGCAGGUACGCCGAGGAGAUGAAGGAGAUCCAGGAGCGCCAGCGGGACAAGAUGUACGAGCGGAGGGACGAGUCCGAGGGCGACGACCCGGACGACGACUGAGGCGCGCGGCGGCCGGGCGCGUGCCGCUCCAGCAGAAGUGACAGAAACCGUGCAUGACGAUUCGUGCUGUAAUAGCCUUCUACAGUAUUGUGGCGUAAACAGUAAGUGUGCAGGGAAUUAUCGGUGUUUUAGGGUUGGAGUGGUUGUGUGAAUCCCUGGAAGUGAAACGUGUUACCAUGACGUGUGUCAAAAAAAGAGUCAUGAUUUAUUUUUUUCAAGAAAAAAAAGAGUUUUCAGAGAGUUUUCGGGGUUCCGGGUCACUUUGAGCAUCCAUCCUGCUCCAGGUAGUUUUUGGGAGGAACGCUGCCCCCUAGUGGACGCUGGGAUCAGCGGCCCUGAGCUGUCAGUGCAGCAUCUGCAGGCCAUUAAUCAGAAAAGAUUACCCCAAAUGUCUGAGGAUUAUCUGUAAGCCCAAACAGGAAGACCUGAUCCAGUAGAGGGGAUUCUGGCCGGUUUCUGGAGGAUCCGGCAUCGCCGCUGCUGCUGCUGUGGGGGAGCAGAACCCCCCUGUCCAAGAGGACAGCAUAUACGGGACUAAAACAACUCCAAGGGUCCAAACGGCGGCCGGAGAACGCCGCCUCCGGAGUUUCAGAACCGGACAAACAGACUCUCAGAUCUGGGACAGAAACCCAUUUGUGGAUUUUUUUUUUUUUUUUUUCAAAAGAGAACUAUACUAAAACAAAGUUCUAAUUAUUAAAAAAAGAUAUUAUCAGACCAGCAAAAGAUAUUUUCAAAUACUUAUAAAUUGUUAUUGUCUAAAGAAGAUCUACGACUGCAAAUAAAAAAAAGUUACUUUCUUAAAGGAUA